CGCUGAGUGCCCUCCCUGCCCACGCACAGUCCCGUCUGUGCCGGCGGCGGGACCCCCCCCGGGGGGCGCUGCUGGAGUGGCCCCACGGCACCCAAAAACGGGCCGGGGUUCCUGGACAGCCGAGGCACGCGCCGCCACAGUCUGUGCUGCCCUAAGGGGACGCCUUGCUCCCCAAAACCUCCAUCCUGCUGCCUCGCUGUCACGCACGCCCUCUCCCGCGGCGAGGGGACACAGCACCAGGAGCCGCCAUGGAUCUGGUCCUGGACGCCGCGGACCGGCACCUCCUCACGCCCUACGUGUACCCCGCCGGCUGGCCGGAGGGCGAGCCCUGCCGCCAGCUCCUCAGCCUCUUCGUCAUCACCAACCUGGGGGCACUCGCGCUCUACCUGCUUUUCGGCACCCUCAGCUACUGCUUCAUCUUUGACCACGAACUCAAGAAACAUCCCCAGUUCCUAGAGAACCAGGUGCAGCGGGAGAUCGCCUACGCCCUGCGCUCCCUCCCCUGGAUCAGCGUACCCACCGUCGCCCUGUUCUUCGCCGAGGUGCGGGGCUACAGCAAGCUCUACGACAACAUCGAGGACUCCCCAUACGGCUGGUCGGGUGUCUUCCUCAGCAUGCUGUCCUUCCUCUUCUUCACUGACAUGGGCAUCUAUUGGAUCCACCGCGCUCUCCACCACAAACUGCUCUAUAAGCGCUUCCACAAGCCCCACCACCUCUGGAAGAUCGCGACGCCCUUCGCCAGCCAUGCCUUCCACCCCGUUGACGGCUUCAUGCAGAGCCUGCCCUACCACAUCUACCCCUUCCUCUUCCCCCUGCACAAAGUCACCUACUUGGGCCUCUACAUCUUCGUCAACGUUUGGACCAUCUCCAUUCACGAUGGCGACUACCGCGUCCCCCGCCUCCUGCGGCACGUCAUCAACGGCUCAGCCCACCACACCGACCACCACUUGUACUUCGACUACAACUACGGGCAGUACUUCACCCUCUGGGACAAGAUUGGUGGCUCCUACAAGAGCCCCACAGCCUUUGAGGGCAAAGGCCCCCAUGACUACUUGCGCAAGCUCCGAGAGAAAGGCUCGGGGGUGCCCAAUGGCCCCUCAGCCACCAAGACCGAGUAGACUGUCCCCCAGCCCGGCCCCUCUCCGGGAUUAGAUUCCCCAGCCGGAUCUUAUCCCAUUCCUCCCUGGCCUCUCAAGACUACUUUCCCACAGACAAAGAUGCCCCGACGCGUGACUGGCGUGGGAUGGUUCACGGUGAGUGCUCUGGCCUGCCCCUGCUCCCAAAACGAGUUACAGCCUCGCCCUGUGCCACAGACCUGCCCUGCUGCCCCUAUCGUCCCCGCUCUCGGCUGCCUUUGGACCCCUGCUGCGGUCCCUGCGCUGCCGCUUUACAAAAUGAACAAUAACGUGGCACAAAUAGAACAAUGAUGUGGCUUGUGGCAGGGUCUCCAUCUGUCUGUGCUGUGCACCUUUGUCACUGACUUGCCAUAGUGGAGUCUGUCCGGACGAGUCGAGUCAAAUUGAGUUGAGAGGCUGACAACACUACAUUUUUUUUUUCUGAGCCGUGUUUCACAAAAAAAAGCUGCAAAUGCUUACCUUUCGAGAUGCAGUGGGACUCCUUGGCACUUGAUGCUCUCUCUUCAUUCUUCUCGCCCGGGGACAUCCUGUGGGGUGCUGACAGAAUGCAUCCCAAAACCAGCAUGCCUGUAAGACAAAGACGCACUUUGAGACUCAUGGGUCCAUCAAACUCCUUGAGAAUACUGAGGGGGGGAAGAGGAGGAACAGGCACCCAGAGGUGAGGGGCCGGGGCUUCUCCUUGCAAAAGGGUCGUGGCUGGCUUUCCCCCUUAACACCUGGUGUGCUUCCUGCUGAAACCCUGUCACCCCGCCUUUGGGUCCAUUCAAUAAAUCUCACUUGCCAACUUG
Molecule: messenger RNA, 1924 nt
Organism: Tyto alba (common barn owl)
Lineage: Eukaryota; Metazoa; Chordata; Aves; Strigiformes; Tytonidae
Gene: SC5D
Product: sterol-C5-desaturase
Exons: 5
Coding region: 249-1118 (289 amino acids)
Molecular function (GO): iron ion binding; oxidoreductase activity
Source: RefSeq, a predicted model, not a curated record